CGAACUGCAAACUUCCUCCUCUUCACGCUGUUUAUAUACUAUUUCUCUGUAUUAAAUCGACUCUGUCACGCAGAUUUCAACAUUUAAAGCAGUAUGAACAUAGAGCAGCCCGCUGAAACCCACUGUAGUGCAAACAGUUGUUCAGUUUCAACGCCGGAGGCGAACGACUUGAAGAAAGGAGCACUGAAAAGAACUCCAUUCUCAAAGUUUAAGAAAGUACACUCCAACUUCAAAUCGCCUAUUCAAGCAACAAGUGCUAAAGUUAGUCCUGCAGAGGAGGUGGCAGAGCUAGAGAGGAGAAGAGAGCAGCUGGACACAGAGAUAGCACAGCUGGAGGCUGAGGGAUACAGAGUAGAGGAGCUGGAGCAUCAUAUUGAUAUGCUGCAUGAAUACAAUGACAUUAAAGACAUUGGACAAUCACUCCUGGGCCGUAUUGCUGCUGUAAGGGGGACCACCACACGAGAUCUCUACAGCCACUUCGGCCUGGAACUAGAUGACUGAGAAAGAAAACAGAAUGAAAAUACAGUGGUAAGAAUGGUUCCUAAGACCAAGUGGAGAGGGGCAUAAAGAUAAAAAGAAAAGACAUAAGAACUUUUUAAUAGGAGAAUGAAUUUGCACUGUUGACCUCGACUUCCUCUUUGAGGCAGAGGUUUGCUCAUUUUGUUUACGAUUCUGUUUUCACAUUUUUACAGAGAGAGCAUCAUAUGCUAUGAUGGUGUUUAGUCCAGCAGGCAGACCUGAUAUUUAAGAAAGACCAUCUACUUUAAACUAUUAACUUAAGGCUGUGACAGAAAACAAAUGUAAAAAAAAUAAAUAAAUAAAAAUAUUAUGACUUUU
This is a messenger RNA of Seriola aureovittata, 837 nucleotides long. RefSeq names its product SWI5 homologous recombination repair protein (gene swi5). Bases 94 to 501 code for a protein of 135 amino acids. Gene Ontology annotation, cellular component: Swi5-Sfr1 complex; Swi5-Swi2 complex. Gene Ontology annotation, biological process: double-strand break repair via homologous recombination. The transcript is spliced from 5 exons. Lineage: Eukaryota; Metazoa; Chordata; Actinopteri; Carangiformes; Carangidae. The record is from RefSeq and is a predicted model, not a curated record.